Molecule: messenger RNA, 1428 nt
Organism: Phaeoacremonium minimum UCRPA7
Lineage: Eukaryota; Fungi; Ascomycota; Sordariomycetes; Togniniales; Togniniaceae
Product: putative cop9 signalosome complex subunit 12 protein
Exons: 5
Coding region: 1-1428 (475 amino acids)
Biological process (GO): post-transcriptional tethering of RNA polymerase II gene DNA at nuclear periphery; transcription elongation by RNA polymerase II; poly(A)+ mRNA export from nucleus
Cellular component (GO): transcription export complex 2
Molecular function (GO): RNA binding; double-stranded DNA binding
Source: RefSeq, a predicted model, not a curated record
AUGGACUUCAUCUUCCAGGACUUCGGGACCGCCUUCGACCCCACUUGUAAGAGGCCAGGCUACAUACUCUCAGAGACGCUAUCACCCGACCUUGUUCCGGAGACGCUGCAGAUUAUAUGGAGGUCUACAAACUACCAUGACGCGAGGUCGUUUAUUCGGCGUAAUCUCAACAACUCACUUCCGCAUAAGGUGAAGCUCUCUAAAGACGAGCUUGAUGGCUGGGCCGACAUCUACUUGAGCUAUUGGAAAACGGCUGGUGAGAUACUAGCUGUGCAGGGCCAGGGCGGUGCGCCAGGUGGUAAGCCGUCAUGGGCGAAGGUGUAUGAGACCUGGAAGGAGUUGGCGUCUCAUCUAAUUCGAGGCUAUCAGAGUUACGGCUUUGAGGCAUGGACAAUCCCUUGCCUUUACAUCGUCGGGAAAUACUUGAGAGUAUUCUCCAUCAAAGCAGAUGCAGAGAGAGACGGAAACUCGGCCGAGAACGGAGAUGCAGUCUUCCAAGAUGACUUUGAUCCCGAGAUGGAGCAGCACAAGCAUCUCGAGGAUUGUGCACGGCAGCUGAACAGGAUAUUCAACCUUUGUCUAAAUGACAGGGCUUCACUUGAUGAGUCAAGAAAAUGGGGCAUCUACUACAUCAUCAACCUCCUGUUCAAGACUUACUUCAAGCUGAACCAGGCAAGUCUGUCCCGAAACGUUCUCAAAGCUCUAGGUGCAUACAGGGGUGAUAUGCCACCACUAGAGAGCUUCCCAAAGUCACAGCGCGUGACAUUCAAGUAUUAUCAAGGUGUACUGCUAUUUCUAGAGGAGAACUACGUCGAGGCAGAGAAGCACCUCACCGAGGCAUGGGGCUUGUGCCACAAGGAUGCCAAGCGGAAUAAGGAGUGCGUUUACAUCGACCAUAACCAUUCGCGGAAUGAAGUAGCUAACCGUUACAGGUUGAUCUUAACGUACCUUAUCCCAUGCCAUCUCCUUACGACCCACACGUUACCUACUCGAGCGCUCCUAGAGCCGUACCCCCGACUACAGAAGCUAUUUCUCAAUCUAUCACAGGCCAUCAAGAAGGGCGAACUGCACGCAUUCGAUCUUGCACUCCAAGAAGGCGAAGACGAAUUCGUAAAGCGACGUAUCUACUUGACGCUAGAGAGAGGACGCGACAUCGCGCUACGCAAUCUGUUACGAAAGGUGUUCAUUGCUGGCGGCUUUGAGGAGCCGAAGGAGCCUGGUGCGGCGCCACUCCGCCGGACGAGAAUACCGCUGGCGGAGUUUGUCGCAGCUAUCAGUCUAGGAAGCCAGCAGCAGCUAGACACAGAUGAGGUUGAGUGCCUACUGGCUAAUAUGAUCUAUAAGGGCCUAAUGAAGGGAUACAUAGCACGCGAGAAGGCAUUCGUGGUGCUCUCCAAAACCGGUGCGUUCCCCGGCACGGGCGUAUGA